Molecule: messenger RNA, 3063 nt
Organism: Arabis nemorensis
Lineage: Eukaryota; Viridiplantae; Streptophyta; Magnoliopsida; Brassicales; Brassicaceae
Source: the annotation of a GenBank genome assembly
AUGGAUUCCACCGAUGACGAUUUCGGUGAGUUGUACGUUGAUGUCAAGGUUCAGGCGAGUGUUCCCGUCGCUGGCGAUGUAAAGUCGUGCGAAGAAUCGGAGUGUGCGACGAUUUCCGACCAAAAUAGGGUUUUGAAAGGGAAAGUAAAGCCUGAAUCGCAAGGUGAAAUGAAGAAAUUCGAUGUGGUGGCUAAGGAUUCGAGUCCUUGUGUCGACGAGGCGUACGAAGAAUCGGAGUACAGUGACAGUGACGAUGAUUUGAAUAUCGUGUUAAAAGAAGACGAUUCCAAAGUGUUUCCAGUUGCUUGUGUGUCGAACACCAACAAUUGCCGAUACGUCGAACCAUCCAAAACUUGCUCUUUUCAGAAACGGAGGAUCGGAAACUGGUGCACAAUGCCAAAUGUUGGGAUGGUUAAUGGAGGGAUGAAGAUGGAUACUUCAGCUUGCAUUGAUCAGUCUCUUGGAAUGCCUCAAUGUGGAUAUAAUUUCUCACAUCCUUGGUACAGGACACCUUUUGAUGUAAAUUCCGAUGUGUUUAAGAAGAAGCCAUGGAGGAAUCCUGGUAUGGAUAUCAAUGACUUCUUUAAUUUUGGGUUUAACGAGCAAAGCUGGAAAGAUUACUGUAACCCAUUGGGAAGAGCAAUUGAGGUUGGAGGUGGAACUUUUGAGCGGAUACCAUCUGCAGAUCUGCGUCUUCCACGUGAUUCAGAUCCUGAUGUGGUGAUACAGAUCCCAGUGACUAAUGAUGUUGAGGAGCUAUCCAGCGUGAUACCUGUGGAAGCAAAGUCUCUCAGCGUAACAUCAAAUGAAGCAUCUAGAAGUGGGGAUUUGAAUUCAUCUGGUAAUUUCGUAAAAGAAGAGGCUUUUGUGGGUUGUCAAGACCAAAACACUGGAAGUUCCAGUGGUGAGCAGUCUCCUCCAAAAGAGUAUUGUUGCAGCAGAGAAGUAACACCUUGUGAUAAGGAAAUGAUUGACGAGGAGAAAGAAGACAUUGGCUGCAGUUCAGAUGAGACCAAUACAUACUCAGUGGAGAGGGAAUCAUCUCUUGGAGAACAAAUUCGUUUUAGCCCUACCCCUUCAUGUUCUGUUGGUAAAAAUGAGGAAUUUGAAGAUUCUGAAACAGAAUCAUCAAAAGGCAUUGAUAGUGAUGUCCAACGUGAAGUCAUUACCCCACCACGACGAACUAGAUUUACAGAACAUGAAGCAACCAAUAUCAAAAGUGAGGAAAUGAGUGGUACAAGGCAUUCCAGACACAGAAGAUCUCACGAAUACCCAAGUGAAAGGCACUUUAAGAAAAUAAAACAUGGAAUCGUUAAGGAUGGGUCAUUUUCACCAGAUCUUGGCAAGAAUGUGCGUUCUCGGCAUGGAAAUUUGUAUCGUGAAUCACGCAAAAACUGGCAGAAUGGACCACUUUUUACUCUAGAAAGGGAUGAGACUAAAGGUAAAGGCUUUCCUCACUCAAAUAGAGAAAACCCUCAUGGUAGAAUGUAUUCAUCUGUGGAUCAUGAUCGACAUAGAGAUCACAGGUUUGGUUGGCACAACACCAAAGAAUCAUCACGAGGCCGGGACUUGGAUCAUUCUAAUGGUUACAUGUAUGAGGCGCGUCUUAAAGAGUAUACCUCACGUUCAACCUUCAAUCUUAAUCAGAGAAAUUGUCGAUCAAGUUUUAAAGAAGAUGAGAAUCGAUAUGAUAGGCAACGUUGUGAAAGAAAAUAUGGUCAUGAAAGAAGUCAUGUCCUACCAUAUGAAGGCAACAAAGAAAGAAAUCGGUAUGAUUGGUUAAGAGAACCUUAUUAUCAGAACUGUAUUCCAAUAACUGACAUGGACUAUAGGUACCGGUUCGAGUACUCUUCUGCACAUGGAAGACAUAACCCCAAACAGAGUCACGAGAAUGAUCUUCAUUGCAGAAGAAGGGGUGAUUACGAAUAUAAUUUUCAUCGCCAUAGAUAUGAUGAUGGAGUUCACAGGGAAGAAAGUAGAAUUCCAUCUGAGCUGGCUUACAGGGAGAUGCAUUCUUUUGCUGAAGUUGGAAGGAGAGAGUUUCGAGGGUAUGAAAGAAAUGAGGAAUUCUCUGAAAUAGAUAAAAGACACCAUUACACACCUGAUAGGUAUCUUGAUGGAUUUGUCUCAGAGAACGAUGGUUACAAGUACAGAGUGCAAAAUCGUUGGCCAUCACCGUCUUUAUCAUUGAGAGAGUCUUGGUAUACAAAAGGAUCAAGAGGUGAUUCCUGGAGAGAUGAUACCAGACUCUUUACACCAUCUGAAGCAUAUGACAGCCAGAAUAAUCAGUUGUAUAGGGCUGGACCAAGAGAUGGUUGGACGCGGAAUCUUCUUCAUAGCGAGAGCAUACAAGAUAGACUACAAUAUGACGAUGAUUGGGUUCGUCGUGAUAGAAGGAGAUUUCAGUUGGGAGAUGACAUUCAGUGCUCAAUGAGAGAAGUUACUUAUUCUGAGCAUCCAUCAUAUACUGAUGAGAUAUUAGCCCGCGACAUAAGAAUGCCUACGCAUAAUCGAAUGUCUACCAAACAAAGGUCUGGAUAUUUAAUGAGCAAUAUUCGUGAAACUGAUGAAAGACAUCACAGAUCCAAAAGGCUGAAAGGAGAUGGGCAUGAGCGUCAGGAUCCGGUCAACUUAACUGGUAGGCAAGGAAAGAGCCUUGUCCGAGCUCAGUUUGAAGCUCACUACAUCUGCUACGAUAAUCUCUCUAACCAAUCAAAAAGAAGUUUCUCCAAUGGUGAAGAUAAAAUUGAACAACAAGAACGUGAGAAACCUGGAAAUGUAGUCUGCAGAAGCAAAGAGAAAGCUACGCAGAUUCGAGAUAUGAAUGAUAAAGAAGAGGGCGAGAUCAUAGAAGAAGCAAUGAACGUGAAAGGGAUCGAAAUAGACGAAGAACGAAUACAAGAGAGUCUGAAGAAGAUGGAGAAACGGAGAGAGAGGUUCAAGGAAACUGAAGUGGCUAGGAGUCUAGUAGCCACGCUCGAAUCUCAAACCGAACCAGGAGCUAAAACCGAUUAUACCGAUCAACAGAGACCGGUUAGGAAGAGGCGAUGGUGUGCAAGUUAA